AUGACGCUGUUGAGUUUCUUUGGCAACCUGUUUACUGCAUAUGGGCCGGCAGUUAUGCUGAUGCUCAUGUACAUAGGACCUAGUGCCCGUCUAAUGAUGAUGUCUCUCUCCAGCGGGUUUGUUUGGCUGCUGUCGAUUCUAGUUGCAGCAAUCAUAGCACACUUUUUACCCAAUUUAAGCAGCAAUAGCUGGCAGAUGGUUGUCAUGAGCUCAUGCAUACAGGAAGUCAGCAGAGUUGCUACAUUUUAUUUGUUCAAAUAUGCAGACUCGGUGCUUAUUCUGAUUUCAUCUGAUCCAACUACGCCGUUUAAUCGGGUGCAUCAUUCAGUAGCUGCUGGAUUUGGAAUUGGGAUGAUGAGUGGAAUGGUGAGCUUUAUUACUCCGCUCUUUGAAUCAAUAUCUCCUGGCAUCAUGGUCUGCAGCUCAUGUCCUGGAACAGAUAUUUUUUUUAUUGGAGCAAUCACUACUUCGCUGUUUAUAUUUCUACACAUCAUGUGGAAUGUUGUUGUAUUUGAUGGAUGGUACAAGGGCCAAUGGUAUCAGUUUAUAUGGGUGAUGCUGUCUCAUUUGGGUGCAUCCCUUGCAACACUUUGGAUUCCAUCCAAUGUAUCUGGUGGAUGCAUUUACUCGAUAGCGGUUCAGCUGGGAAUUUUAGCUAUUAAUGCAGCGUGUAUAGUAUGGAUUGUGAAUAGCAAACUCAAGUCUAAACAGAAUUGA
This is a messenger RNA of Batrachochytrium dendrobatidis JAM81, 717 nucleotides long. RefSeq lists its product as uncharacterized. Lineage: Eukaryota; Fungi; Chytridiomycota; Chytridiomycetes; Rhizophydiales. Gene Ontology annotation, molecular function: protein-macromolecule adaptor activity. The transcript is spliced from 5 exons. Gene Ontology annotation, biological process: protein processing; positive regulation of catalytic activity. Gene Ontology annotation, cellular component: gamma-secretase complex; membrane; endoplasmic reticulum. The record is from RefSeq and is a predicted model, not a curated record. The coding region runs from base 1 to 717 and encodes 238 amino acids.